This is a messenger RNA of Budorcas taxicolor (takin), 3431 nucleotides long. RefSeq names its product lectin, mannose binding 1 (gene LMAN1). Lineage: Eukaryota; Metazoa; Chordata; Mammalia; Artiodactyla; Bovidae. Gene Ontology annotation, biological process: Golgi organization; endoplasmic reticulum organization; endoplasmic reticulum to Golgi vesicle-mediated transport. Gene Ontology annotation, molecular function: D-mannose binding. The coding region runs from base 1 to 1557 and encodes 518 amino acids. The record is from RefSeq and is a predicted model, not a curated record. The transcript is spliced from 14 exons. Gene Ontology annotation, cellular component: COPII-coated ER to Golgi transport vesicle; Golgi membrane; endoplasmic reticulum-Golgi intermediate compartment.
AUGGCGGGGUCCAGGCGGCGGGGUCCCCGGGCCGCGGUGCGGCCGCUGCUCUGCGCUCUGCUGCUGUGUGUCUGCCGUUCCGCGGGCGGCGACGGCGCGGGAGGCGGCCCCGGGGCGGCGGGCGCCACGGACAACCCGUCCGCCCCGCCGCACCGCCGCUUCGAGUACAAGUACAGCUUCAAGGGGCCGCACCUGGUGCAGAGCGACGGGAGCGUGCCCUUCUGGGCCCACGCGGGCAAUGCUAUUCCAAGUUCGGAUCAAAUCCGAAUAGCACCAUCUUUAAAAAGCCAAAGAGGAUCAGUGUGGACAAAGACAAAAGCGGCCUUUGAGAACUGGGAGCUUGAGGUGACGUUUCGAGUGACGGGAAGAGGUCGCAUUGGAGCUGAUGGCCUGGCAGUUUGGUAUACGGAGAAUCAAGGCUUGGAGGGGCCUGUGUUUGGAUCAGCUGAUAUGUGGAAUGGUGUUGGAAUAUUUUUUGAUUCUUUUGACAAUGAUGGAAAGAAAAAUAAUCCUGCAAUAGUGAUUAUAGGCAACAAUGGACAAAUCCAUUAUGACCAUCAAAAUGAUGGUGCUAAUCAAGCUUUAUCAAGUUGCCAGAGGGACUUUCGUAAUAAACCCUAUCCUGUCCGGGCAAAGAUUACGUAUUACCAGAAAACAUUGACGGUAAUGAUCAAUAACGGCUUCACACCAGAUAAAAAUGAUUAUGAAUUUUGCGCCAAAGUGGAAAAUAUGAUAAUCCCCGCCCAGGGGCAUUUCGGAAUAUCUGCUGCCACUGGAGGUCUUGCAGACGACCAUGAUGUUCUUUCUUUUCUGACUUUCCAAUUGACUGAGCCUGGGAAAGAGCCACCUACAGUCGAUAAAGACAUUUCUGAAAAAGAGAAAGAAAAGUACCAGGAGGAAUUUGAGCACUUUCAACAAGAGCUGGACAAAAAAAAAGAGGAAUUCCAGAAGGACCACCCCGACCUUCAAGGGCACCCGACGGAUGAGAUAUUUGAGAGCGUGGGAGACCGUGAGCUGAGACAGGUCUUUGAAGGACAGAAUCGUAUUCACCUUGAAAUCAAGCAGCUGAACCGACAGUUAGAUAUGAUUCUCGAUGAGCAGAGAAGAUAUGUCUCCUCCCUGACAGAGGAGCUCUCCAAGAGAGGAGCCGGAGCCCCAGGACAGCAGGGGCAGACCUUUCAACAAGAACUGGAUACUGUUGUGAACACUCAGCAUGAGAUUUUGAGACAAGUAAACGAAAUGAAGAACUCCAUGAGUGAAACUGUCAGACUGGUCAGUGGCGUGGCGCACCCUGGGCCGGCGGCGGGCGUGUACGAGACCACCCAGCACUUCAACGACAUCAAGGAGCACCUGCACAUCGUGAGGCGGGACAUCGACAGCUUAGCGCAGCGGAGCAUGCCAUCAAAUGAAAGGCCGAAAUGCCCAGAACUACCACCGUUUCCAUCAUGUUUAUCUACAGUGCACUUUGUUAUAUUCGUCGUGGUACAGACGGUGUUGUUUAUCGGUUAUAUCAUGUAUAGGACUCAGCAAGAAGCAGCUGCCAAAAAAUUCUUUUGACCUCCAUUUUCAUGUGUACAUCAUGUAUCUUUCAGAAAUUUGCUCUGAGUUAUUUGCUGAUUGGACUGACUGCCUAAAACCCAUACAGAGACUCUGAAGAAGUCUGCAUUAGAGCAGUAGCUCACCAGUACUGCAUAUGCAGACAGCGCUAGCAUUGCUUUUUAUGAAGCAUUUAUCCCAGACGCUGAACAAGAAUAUUUUAUCGAUCACUCACACCCUUACGACCACUUCAACAUAGAACUGCUCCACAGCUUUUUUUUUUCUUGUAGUGUUAACAUGUUGAAAUUCAUAUUUCAGAGACAUCGUCAUGACAGAAUUUACUCUUAUUCCAUGAAAAAAAAAUUAAUACUUUCAGAAGAAUGUUUCAGUUGUAGACUGUGAGACUUGGAAAUCCUCUUGAGAUGAAAAGCUGCAGAAUAUCCAGUAUUAUAAAAAUCCAGAGCCACGUGUGCCUGAACUUUAAGGAAUAUUAGAUCUAUGCAGUGUACAUUUUCCAGGCUAAAAUUCAAGAGGAAUUGUUCCAGUCAUUUCUAAUGCAAGUGAAGACAGCUAGGACAAAAGAGCAUACGCGUGAAUCUUUCUUACUUUCUUUCUUACUAAUUUAAUUUGCUAAAAAAAAAUCACUCAGUAAGACGGUUCAUACAAGUUGUUAUUGUUGGAAAUUUGGUUUGUUUUCCUCAAAAUCACUGACUUCAAGUAGUUCAUUUUAAGUGUUUGCUAUGUGGGAAAAUCAAUCACUGCCAGGAUUCUCUGAUUUCUGUACUGUUUUAUAGAAUUGAAUUUUAACUUCUCUCACACCAGCAAGUAUUUUACAGGUGCCUUGGAUUAAAACAAAGUUGAUUUUACAAUUUUACUGUAAAUCUUUGUGCUUCUGCCACUUUAAGAAAGAAAUGCAAUUGUAUAAUGGUUAAUACUCUUAUUUAAUGUACCUUUUGUGUUCUGAGUGUUUGAAUGUUUUAUCCGGCCUGAACCUUUACUGUGAGGGCAUGGUAUUCUGUCAUGUAGUAAAGAGACAUCAGUGUUUCUCAGAGUGAGAAACACUGUGAGCCCUCUGAGUCCUGGAGCGCUUGUGAAGAACGCAGAUGCCAGAGCACCAUUCCCAACCACCUGCAUCGAAACUCAGCGGUGGGAGCUGCAGAGAAUCAUUUUCGGCAGGUGACUCUGAGCGCACUACUGUUUAAGAACCACUGAGGGGAGGGGUGGUGAAAGAAACACAGGUUUGUGUAGUUUUAUAGCUGAGCUGAGAGCUAGCAUAACAUUUUCAUUGUCAGCAACAUUAGCAAAUGUGACUGAUUCUUUAUACUUAGAACGUAUUACUCAACGUUCUUUUCACCGAAACUCUUGGUUUAUCAGCAACUACAAACUAAACCCAGGUUGCUGCCUGGGGCUCUCAGUACUUUGGUUGAUGGCUCUUAGAAAAUCACCUUCAGAUCAUGGUCAAGCCAUGGAAACCCCCAUCUUCGAGUCUGCCUGCUAAAGCGUUUGCUUUUCCUGAUUGUGGUUUUUGUGACAUUUUAUCUCAGACAGUUGUACUUUUUGAUAACUUGGGGAAAACAAAAAUUACUUGAAUAAGGGAUUGCCUGACCCGCUGCAUUGCAGAGACACAGUCUUUGUAAAGAACGUAAAUGACAGUUGUGAAUAUUAAGAUGUGAUUAUCUUUUUCCUGUCCAUGUGCUCAUUGCAGGGAGAUAGUGAACAAAUGAUUAUACUGGGGAUUUUUUUAUUUAUAAGAUCUAAUGUAAAAUCACCACUUGCAACUUUUUAGAUCUGUAUGUUGCCUGUUUAAUAUAUGCUUUUAAAGUUUAAAAGGGUUUUCUAUCCAUUGUUAAUUUCAAUUAGGUGACAUUUUGUCGAGUGUUUUUUUUUUCCUGAUU